GGCAGAACCUGCUCUCCGAUGCUAGGCUCGUCGGCCGCGUUCUGACAAUAUCGGAACGAAUCCGCUUGCUUGACUUUGUUUCCUUUAGCUGGCUGCCAUUUCGUAUUUCUCACAUAAAUUGAGCUGGGACCCCGGAGAGCCUAGAGCCUACUCUUUACAUGUACCAAUCCAGCCAACAUGGGGACUCUUCGGUCCAGGGCUUUUCUGCGAUGUUUUUAUUGCGGACGGAGAUCAAACAUUCGCUUUGAAUCUCAGAAGUCAUUCCACUGUCUCAACUGUGAUGCGACCAACUGGUUAGACCAGAAUGGUGAUAUCACAGAUCCGCCUGCAGCAGCCGAAAGCCUCGGGCGCAACAAUGUUCAGUUUGCGACGCCGCGAUCAUCAGUCCCUCGCCCACCGUCGAAUCCCACAGCCGCAGGCGUAGAGGCUGAUCCCAUUUUCUGCGCAACUUGCCUUCGAAAUCAACAGAUGUUGAACUCUUCGCUUGCGCAAUUCGAGUGGCCUGAUGACUCUACAGCUGCUGAACAUAGUGCAAGGGAGCGCAAGUAUUGGGCGCUCAGGAAGGAUCUUGAAAAACGGUACCCCCAGGUUUGCGAGAACUGCUUACCCAGAGUCAACCAAAAACUUCAUCAAGCGAGUUACACAGCGCAGACAGAUCAUCUUAGGCGCAUGAUAAAUCGCACACGAUCGCAGCGGACCACCCCAAAGAAGCGAGGUGUAUUGGAUGCUAUCGAUUUCUUGGGCAAGUCAACCUGGCAUGCUGGCUUUGCACUUCAGGCUGCAUGGCAUCUGAUAAUGUUUUUCCUCCACCUCACUGAGCCAUACGCUUCUACGCCACAGGACGAUCACUGGGUACCUGUGACUUUAGGGACGUUUCAUCGGAUGAUUGCCUCAGUGCUACCAUACUCAGAUCGGCUUAUGUGGUGGGCAAUAAGUCUCGGGAUGUGCUCAUUUCCGUGGAACCCACGUUUCAAACAGAGCAUACGAGGCUUCACUUCCCAUAUCCUUGGCUUUAGACAAUGGUAUUCGUACCAAUUGCUAGCCCUGUUCGUGCGACUCGUCGCGUUCUCUAUUGCGCAGUACAGCAAGACCCAAAGGCUACCCUCGUCAGCUCAACUCGGCGCUCAAGUUAUCAUACCUUUAGUCAUGAUUCUAGUUUACUCAGCGGCUAAGAAAUCCAUUCACACGGACACCUCACCCCUCUUUCGCCAACCAGCAAAGCUUGCUGCUGGCUUGCACGUAGCAUCCCAUGAGCAGUCUACGGCAAAUGAGCCUGAUGACCUCGGCACUAUUCUCGAUGAAAUAUCACAUACCACUAGUCCGCCGCAAGCCCCGACGAUGGCAAUUUCGCCGCAGCAGUCAUUAGCAGCUGGCCUGAGGGGGAAUAGGAGCCCACCGAUGCUCACCUCUCACCUGACUAAUGGGAGCAUCCAACACCCCCAGCAGGAGGUCCAUUAUGACGAUGAAAUGGACUGGUCCCCGUCCGCUUCUCAACAUCGCGCAUUCAGCUCUUAUAAUCCUUACAAGAUUAAGAAUACCAACCCGAGGUUCAGCGAUGUACCGACUGAACCAAAACCAGGGCCUAUAUGGUAUAAAGUCCCACCAGCUCCUACCAAUCCAGCUCAGAGAUUGCGAAACCCACCUAUGCGCCCCAUCAUCCGGGAGAGUCCGAAAGAGAAAGAAAAUUUCUUCCAGUCGACAGGACGACAGCUUGACUUUGGGGGCAGAUCUCUUGGAAGCUCUUCCGAGCUGCACAUCGCGCCACCCAGAUUUCACGCUCCUCAGACCCAGGAUGAUCCACGGGACGGUUUAUCGAACAUGUUUGCGAAUUCAUUUAGCAUCAGCCCGAGCCCGAGCCCAGAAGGAAAGAGGAAGCGAAAUACAGGGAAGAGUGGCACAUUAGAUUUCGCCGCUCAAAGCGAUGCUACAGUUCCGAACCGCACCUUGACUCGCGUUAUUGAAUUGGCAGCCCUCCUUGCUGCGUUAUGUCUAUGGAUCUACGCGCUAGGCAACGAGGAACAGUAUGGACAAAGUAUCGCUCUGGUGUCCGUUUGUACCUGUCUUUAUAUUUCGAUACGACUUGCAGCAGACUUAGGGAUUGACCAGCAAAUCCUCGGGCGCACGCGGCCAUCAGCUCUCGUAUCGUUAUUUCCCCGGGUUGCACUAGCUCAGACUAUAGUUGUUAUUCUCUUCAUGUGGCAUAUAUGGUCAGGUAUUUCAACAAGUGUCUCGUCAGGGGUGUAUGGCAACACUCUGUUUGGAGCUAUUAUCCUGCAUCACAUGGUACACAUCUUCACAUAAACCCCCCUUUUUUGUGUUAAACCACUUUGAAGAAUAGCAUGCCAUUCUUGGACAGGUAGAAUGACGAGGCUACCAAAUGGGUUCCUGUAUGGACCUAUACUAUGUUGCGGGGCACGGGCUUUGGCUUAAUUUUCUUGCAUGGUGUUGCAUGGCAUGGAGUUAUGAGAUUUGCAUUGGACUAUGGGGCUGGAUCGCAUGAUACCCGGCAGGGCUUGAAGCAACUGCGUUAGAGACCGCCUUGGUUAGAGUAUUGUAUAUAUCAAGUCAUUAUAGGCGGCCAUGUCAGGAGGUUGAUACUCUAAGUAGACACAAUGAUCGACUGUGCGUUGUCCAGUAUAUCAAAGAGAUUUCUCAUUGGAGUCAAGUACCACAAAUGUCCACCUGUGUCAUUCAUCACAUUGAAACGGACUAUGUGGGCUGGUUAUUGGCAGCCUGUUUCUCGGGAUCCC
Molecule: messenger RNA, 2750 nt
Organism: Xylaria bambusicola
Lineage: Eukaryota; Fungi; Ascomycota; Sordariomycetes; Xylariales; Xylariaceae
Exons: 3
Coding region: 178-2301 (707 amino acids)
Biological process (GO): nuclear inner membrane organization
Cellular component (GO): mitotic spindle pole body; microtubule organizing center attachment site; chromosome, centromeric core domain
Source: RefSeq, a predicted model, not a curated record